Blastocystis hominis is the source of this 354-nucleotide messenger RNA. RefSeq lists its product as hypothetical. The coding region runs from base 88 to 354 and encodes 88 amino acids. The record is from RefSeq and is a predicted model, not a curated record. NCBI's taxonomy places the organism in Eukaryota, Bigyra, Opalinata, Blastocystidae. The transcript has 2 exons.
CAGAAUCCACAAGGUGUGACCACCCCCAUUAACACAGCGCAAAACGCAUCCAACAUCGCUCUGCUCUACCCGGCUCCCUGCGUCGUCAUGGCUGUUCCCUACAAUACAAACCCCGAUUCCUUCCCGGAAGCAAUGUGGGUGCAGAUGCCCGAUCGCACCUCCAAGCAGCCAGUACUGCUCCCAGUGGUCCGCAUGGGCUGUGACACGGCGCUGGUGGUGGUUCCUCCGAAGAACCGCACGGGAGGCUCUGUGAGCGUGAUGCCCGUGAAGACGUCGCCUGCGCCCAGUCGAGGAAGCGCUGUGGGAGUGUGUUUUGUUUGUGCCAAACAAGAGAAAGGAUUCAGAGAGAGUUAG